AAUCUAGUUGACGCUGGUCCAGAGAUCUCGGAAUCUCGAACUCUCGAUCGUUCGUAGAGGAUAGGGAAAGGGUUAGGGAGAGCGGCGCUGACUUGCACUCACUUGUUUUUUUCUCUGGGAAUGGGGGAUGAACAGAGUACACGUCUCAUGCGAAUGCCCAAGGAGGGGGAGCGCAUCCUCGCCCCGACCCGGCGGCCUGACGGUACCCUUCGUAAACCUAUUCGUAUACGAGCCGGCUACACACCCCAGGAUGAAGUAGCGAUCUACCAGUCUAAGGGCACCCUUGUAAACAUGAGGAAAGCGGCUGAAUCGCUGGUCCCUCCCGGCUACGAUCCGGCGCUGGACGCAAAGCUGAAGACCAAGUCCGAGAAGAGGAACGAACGGAAGAAGGAGAAGAAACUCCGGGCGGCACUUGCUGAGGCAGAUAAGGGGAAGAACUUGGACUUGGACGAAGCUGUAGAUAGAAUAGCUGAUGAGGCUUCUGCAGCUUAUCAUGAUAGGCAAGCUGCUGUAGAAUCGGUUACUGCGGGGAUAACUAAUAUAUCUAUUUCCCUAUCAAAAGAAACAUUGGAUAGUUCAAAAUAUGAAGAUUGUUCAGGCACAGAUGUUGAUAAGAGAAUCCGUGCUUUAAAAAAGAAGAUUCGAUUGGCAGAAGGCCAACUAAAAGGAGACCAGCUAAACAUGAAGCCGGAGCAGAUCGAAAAACUGUCGAAAAUUGGAGCCUGGCAUGAGGAACUCAAAUUAUUGGAGGAAAAGAGAACUAAUCUGCCAACAUGAGAAACAUCUCUAAGCUUGGGUACUAAUUUUGCAGCUUCUGCUAGAUUCAAUUACUCAGUAGAUGUUGUUAUCUUAAUUUUUAUUAUCAUUUAACCCAUUUAUGGGAUACUUUAAUAACUUAAAUUAGAUGGCAAAUUUUCAUAAUGUAUUAGAACUACACUGAAGAAUAUAUGCUAAGUUAUGGUGUCCUUUGUA
This is a messenger RNA of Phalaenopsis equestris, 972 nucleotides long. Its product is annotated as partner of Y14 and mago. The transcript has 4 exons. NCBI's taxonomy places the organism in Eukaryota, Viridiplantae, Streptophyta, Magnoliopsida, Asparagales, Orchidaceae. The coding region runs from base 121 to 777 and encodes 218 amino acids. Gene Ontology annotation, cellular component: exon-exon junction complex; cytoplasm. Gene Ontology annotation, molecular function: RNA binding. Gene Ontology annotation, biological process: exon-exon junction complex disassembly. The record is from RefSeq and is a predicted model, not a curated record.